Molecule: messenger RNA, 2031 nt
Organism: Trifolium pratense (red clover)
Lineage: Eukaryota; Viridiplantae; Streptophyta; Magnoliopsida; Fabales; Fabaceae
Exons: 10
Coding region: 429-1784 (451 amino acids)
Biological process (GO): proteolysis
Molecular function (GO): cysteine-type peptidase activity
Source: RefSeq, a predicted model, not a curated record
GUCAAUAAUGUCACCAUGUUAUGUCAAAUAGUACACAAAAUAUUGGGAACAAUAUCUUAGUUUUUAAAAUAUUAACUUGCUGAAUCUAUUCGUACUAACUAAAGUGAACCUCUGUCCUAUGGGGAUUUUGAAUUAGAACAAAAAAUACAAGAGAACCCCAUCAGACAAAUACUCUUGGAUUAUAUAAGCUUUGCAAUUAGUCCUAUGUAUUAGGUGAGCUUUAAUUUGACAUGUACUCCAACAAUGCAGCAGCAGACUACUUGCAUUUCCAACCUCUACUAGAGUAUUAGCUUGCAAUUCCAACACACUCCCGUUGCCAGUUAAUUAGCAGUACUUGCAUUACCAAAACCUCUAUCUUCAACUCUUACUUUCAUCAUAUUCCACACACACUUGCUUCCUGCAACAGAAACAGACCAUCACCAUCCACAAUGAAAAAAACAACCAAGAACAGCAGCAAACCUAAAAAUGAUACAAAAAAAAAGAAGAGACAAAGAAGGAACGAAGAACACAGUCAUUCACUGCAUAUUAAACAAAAAACCAUUGAGACUCACAACAAGAAAAAAACAACUGAGAUUCAGAUUGCUUCAUCUAGUAAUCCAACUGAUACCACUGAAAAGUACUACAAGGAUGAUGUAACAGAUAAUGACUCUACAGCGACAUCACCUAAUUUGAAAAGGAAAUAUGUGACAAGGAAGUCUAAGUUAUUAGGGACUCAGAAGGCAUCCUCCGCAGCACAGAAAAGAGCCAAGAUACAGGCAAAACUAGAUGAUAUGCUUUAUAUCAGUGAUCAAUAUUUAUUCAGUGAUAUUAGGAAUCAUCAUUUAUCUGAUGCAGACAAAGAUGAUACUGAUUUUUAUCUCAAUUACCAUCCAGCUGGCCCUGUUGGAUAUGAAGGUGUUUCUCAAGAAUUUCAGAUUCCUAGAUGGAUGCCAAUAGCAUUCAGACCAAGUGAAGAAAUAAAUCUGAGUGACUUGUGUGCUUACACGGCUACCUACAUAUUUAAGCUUGAUCCUGAACAAUUGCUUGGUGAUGAGGUGUUGGUACAAUCAACUACAAAUGUAAUUGGAGAUAGGAAAAGUCUGAAGUCGCUAAUGCCAAAAUGUCAUGUUGAUGAGAAGGUUAUUAAUCUUGUUGUUGCGAGACAAAAUUGGUUGAUAGAUACAAUUGGAAAAAUGAAGUCCAUUUGGUAUAUGCCAACUGAGUUUGCGCAACAUGCCUUGGAGGAACAUAAAGGGGCUGACUAUGUCAGGAAUUUAUACCAAGCUAAUUACAUGACAGCAAGACCAUCUGUUAGCAAAAUGUUUAUUCCAAUGAACGACAAUGGUAACCAUUGGUACCUAAUGAUUGUCGACUUUAUCCAAAGAAAAUUGGUUUGCUUAGACUCUCUGCGUUGUGAUGCAAGAGAGCAUUUUCGUCGCAGGGCAAUUCUGAAAAUGGCCAUAUUUCUGGAGGAAAUCAUAAUGCAUGAAUCUUUUAGUGAAGAUCUGACUCCAUUUUGGCCUGAUAGAAUGAUAUCAAACUACGCCUUACAUGAACCAAAGCAUAUUGCACAACAGAUACCUGAAUCCAAUGACUCUGGAGUGUGGGUUUCUAAAUGGAUGACAGAGUGUCCGUUUAGGUCUGAUUAUGGCAACAUCAUUGCUAAUACUGCAUCAAGGAUGAGAAUUGCCAUUAAUUUGGUGAAAGCAGGUAAUAAUGUGUUGCAUGAAGAAGUUUUGGCAAAGGCGGCUCAGCAUUGGAAAGACGAGGAUGAGAAAGUGGACUAUCUUAAGGUAAAUUGGUAAAGAGUUUGAUGAUUAUUGUGGGUGGUUGUUAUUGUGGGUGGUUGUGGUUGGUUUUGGUUAAACUUUAAUCCGUUGAACAUCAAAAAUGCUACUUGUAUAAGUAGUAUUUGAACAUCAGUUUAUAAACCAUUGUGGUUGUAAACAUGUCAUUUUUAUAAUUUGCAUUUGAUAUGUACCUCUAACUACAUUAAUGCUGCUUUUAAGCAGCAUUUGAACAUCAGUUUAUGACCAUUUCUGGUUGUAAACA